Molecule: messenger RNA, 1160 nt
Organism: Xenopus tropicalis (tropical clawed frog)
Lineage: Eukaryota; Metazoa; Chordata; Amphibia; Anura; Pipidae
Product: Krueppel-like factor 1
Exons: 3
Coding region: 49-1068 (339 amino acids)
Source: RefSeq, a predicted model, not a curated record
AGAGGACAGAGUAAGGAAGAUGUUAUUAUAGCAGAAUAUCAGUAUCCAAUGGGGGAUAAUAUCUGCGCUUCUAUAUAUGUGCCCCCCACAUACAGAUCCGCUAUGGCUUUAGCUUCUUUUAUGGACCCCAGGACAAUAGCUCAGUGUGAUUUCCUGCAGUUGUACAAACCGGAGGUGGGCCCUGAAGAACCCCCAAAGCAUGCUGAAAGACAUUUAUUUCAUUGCGCCCCCAUCCCGUCCCUGACACCCAAUAUGGCUGAUGAAGACGCCAACUGGGACGCUGACUUUUUCUUAACAAACUUUACUGACUGGCCUGCAGGUGGCGCCAGAGAAGCACCCAGCGUGCCCAGCCAACUGAAGUCCCCACUAGGCUCCCCCCAAUCUGCUACAAUUGCUGAUAUCCUUGCCCCAUUCACAGAGGAUGAAGCAGACCUGUUGUCACUAGUGCUGAGCAGCGGUGCCAGGCAAGAAGGAUACCCUGUGCCGGUGUCACAGUCAGCAGAAAUAACUGGGACUAACACAGCCCCAGGGUGUGAUGAGAUAGUAAAUCCCACGUACCACGUUCAGUUCUUGGGAUACCCCAACUCACCCCUUCCCACCCUGCCGAAACCCACCGACACUCACUUCUCAGCCAAUCUGGUACCGAUCUUGCCGAGGCCACUGGGUCUCUAUUCUGGAUUCCCCCAGACUCUGCAGUCCUUCCCCUCUACCAACCCCAAUAUGCCAAGCCAGCAAUGUGCCGUGCCCCCCGCCCAGCAACAGAAAAGGAAAAAGUGCAAGUCCCAGAAAGGGAGCACCGCCCACCCAUGCACCAUUCCCGGCUGUGGGAAAUCCUACAGCAAGAGCUCACACUUAAAGGCCCAUCUCCGCUCUCACACAGGGGAGAAGCCCUAUGUGUGUGACUGGAUUGGCUGCGGUUGGAAGUUUGCCCGCUCUGACGAGCUCACGCGCCAUUUCCGUAAACACACGGGUCUGCGUCCGUUCCAGUGCCGGGUCUGUCUGCGAAGCUUUGCCCGUUCUGACCACCUGGCGCUACACAUGAAGAGACAUUCCUCAUUGGGGACAUAACAACUCAAAGAUUUAUUUCUUCCUACUUGUAAGCAUGGGCGUCCGCAGAAAAUUUUCCAAGGGGGGGCAAGUAAGCUAGCAUCAUCCUGCAA